UCUGACACCGGUAAGUUACAUCGGCGGGUAGUUUCUUCCACAACACUAGAUCUGACACGACCUGACGAAGGUUCGUCAGGGUGUCUCAGGGCACGGGCGGUUUUGCUGACGUGACACCAGUGUGGCUGAGCCUAAGACACCAGCGUAGCCUCCGCACAUGGUUUCCCGAGCUGAUACAGCUGCAGAGCGCAGCGCACAUAUGGAUCUCAUGCGCUUAUUAACUGGGGACGCAGCCCCCAGAAAGUAUAAAAGCUCUCGAGGAUUGGGACAGCGGGCACAGUCUUUUGUUCCUUCACAGUUCAGCGCAACCAGCCUUAGCUUCUUCGCAUCACCUUUAUCAUCAUGCAGUUCAAGCUCGGCUCCGUUCUCCUCGCCACCGUCGUCGCCUUCGUAGGCUACGCCGCCGCCUCCCCCAUCGAAGUCCGCGAUGCCGGUGGCAACCUAUUCGUCUGCACCAACGCCAACUGGGGAUCGGACUGCACUAACAUUGGAUUCAGCGACGGCCAGUGCGUCGUCUUCCCCAGUGGUUUCCAGAACGACGUCUCUGCCAUCGGGCCGCCGUCAGGAUGGGUCUGCACUGCCUUCGUCAACUCGAACUCCUUGUGCGUUGGCGAUGGUCUUGGUGACAUCACGUUCCCUGGUUACGCGGACCUCGGUAGCGGCCACACGAACUACAAUGACCGCCUGAACUCUUUCCGCUGCUCCUCUGAGUAAGCCUAGUCUAAAGGUAC
Messenger RNA from Phanerochaete carnosa HHB-10118-sp, 731 nucleotides. RefSeq lists its product as uncharacterized. The record is from RefSeq and is a predicted model, not a curated record. The transcript is spliced from 3 exons. The coding region runs from base 343 to 714 and encodes 123 amino acids. Lineage: Eukaryota; Fungi; Basidiomycota; Agaricomycetes; Polyporales; Phanerochaetaceae.